Messenger RNA from Olea europaea var. sylvestris, 833 nucleotides. Its product is annotated as probable U6 snRNA-associated Sm-like protein LSm4. The transcript is spliced from 8 exons. Lineage: Eukaryota; Viridiplantae; Streptophyta; Magnoliopsida; Lamiales; Oleaceae. Gene Ontology annotation, biological process: spliceosomal snRNP assembly; mRNA splicing, via spliceosome; nuclear-transcribed mRNA catabolic process. Bases 144 to 593 code for a protein of 149 amino acids. Gene Ontology annotation, molecular function: U6 snRNA binding. Gene Ontology annotation, cellular component: U6 snRNP; P-body; spliceosomal tri-snRNP complex. The record is from RefSeq and is a predicted model, not a curated record.
UAAAAUUCAAAAUAACGCCUUCCAGUUCAUUAUUGGGUGGGAGAGACUUACCUAUCGGCGCUGUGAGCAGAGAUCAAAACCAGUUUCGUUCUCCAUUCAUAGCUCUCUCUGAAUCGGUUUCUUCUGCGCACUAGAAUUUAAAAAUGCUUCCACUUUCUCUGCUCAAGACAGCCCAGGGCCACCCUAUGUUGGUGGAACUGAAAAAUGGGGAAACAUACAAUGGGCAUUUGGUUAAUUGUGAUACUUGGAUGAACAUUCAUCUCCGUGAAGUCAUAUGUACCUCCAAGGAUGGAGAUAGGUUUUGGCGGAUGCCAGAGUGCUACAUCAGGGGAAAUACGAUUAAGUAUCUUCGAGUUCCAGACGAGGUAAUUGAUAAAGUUCAAGAAGAGACGAAGAGUCGUUCUGAUAGGAGGCCACCCGGAGUAGGGCGUGGAAGAGGCAGAGGUAGAGAGGAUGGCCCAAAACCAAAAGGUAUUGGCCGUGGAAUGGAGGACGCUGCUGCUAGAGGCAUGGGCGGUCGGGGCAGAGGUGGAACUGGAGGAAAGGCUGGUGGAAGCAGAGGUGGAGGGCGAGGCCGAGGAUACGAGGGGUAGAGGGGCGAUCUGCCACAGAGGCCACUAUAUCCUAAUCGCGCGAUGAAGCGAUAUAGGUGCAUUUUUGGCAUUUUCAGUAUCGAUUGGAUAGUGCUUAGUACAAAGAAGUUAAUGCUGAGAUUGGUAGAAGAACUUAGGUUUCACUAACAUUUGACCAUUACCAUUUGCGAAAUUUCUUGGUCUUCACUAGACCCGGAAUGGAUUUUGCAAUAUUAAAUGACACAAUAUUGCUACUCUUUA